Molecule: messenger RNA, 566 nt
Organism: Racocetra persica
Lineage: Eukaryota; Fungi; Glomeromycota; Glomeromycetes; Diversisporales; Gigasporaceae
Source: the annotation of a GenBank genome assembly
AAACAAGCAUAAAAGCUUCAAAGAUAUGUUUAACCAAUAAAAUUUCCGGAAAACAAUUGUCAACCACGUCUUCACUUAUCCAAGAGGCCCACAAAUUCAAGACACAAAAUCUUCAGCAGGAAUUUUUGUCAGUGGAUUCGAAUAAAGAAAAUGAACCAUUAUCAUUAUAUUUUGGAGAUCCAACCUUGAAUUUGUGGGCCUCUUGGAUAAGUGAAGACGUGGUUGACAAUUGUUUUCCGGAAAUUUUAUUGGUUAAACAUAUCUUUGAAGCUUUUAUGCUUGUUUCUGGUAGAAUUGAGACGAUCAAAAAACAAAUGCCUUCCGUAUCAAAAACGGUAGCAACUAAUAACCCGCCAAUAACAAAGGUUGUAACUAGUAAGAAGACGCCUAAAACAAACUCAAAAUCCCCUAGUACUUUAUUUGCAACUAGAAAAUCAAAAUCUAAAACUUCAAGCUCUAAUGAAGCAACAACUUCAAAAUCUAAAACUUCAAGCUCUAAUGAAGCAACAACUUCAAAAACGCAAUCAACAAAAACCCUCACUUCUCAAGUACAAAAGAAAAACAUC